UGUGAUCAUUAUGACAAGCACACAGAUUGAGCAGUAUGGCAUGCAACAGAUAAAUAUUCUGUAACAGAGGGGCUACAAAAAGAUAAACAGGAAAUAGCCUAGAUGUGAUGGAAACGGUACAUUUAAGGAUCGACAGUUGCCAGGCUACUGACACCACUGCUCAAUGUGUAAUGUGUGUGACAUACAAUGGUACUCCAGAUUUUCUCCUGCAUCCAUUAGUAAGCCUGCAUUAUUCUGCGACCAGUCGGGCUUUAGCUGUUUUAUCUACACAGUGAAUGUGCAGCAGAUUUGUUCUGCAGACAGCCUUGGGAUUUGCCAUUUUAGGAACGUGUAAGACCUGUGAUGGACAUGGAAAUUCUGAAGUGGUUCACAAAAAAUGAUGCAGAUGCCAAGGCAAAAAUGUCACAAGUAAAACAAGUGGGUCUUCUGGCAGCAGGGUGCCAGCCAUGGAACAAAGAUGUCUGUGCUGCAAGUGGUGAUAGAUUCGCUUACUGUGCUACACUCGCAAUAUAUGUAUACCAGCUCGAUCACCGGUACAAUGAAUUCAAGCUUCGUGCAAUUAUGUCUGAACACAAGAAGACCAUCACUGCCAUUUCCUGGUGUCCCCACAAUCCUGAUAUGUUUGCAAGUGCCAGCGCAGAUAACUUGGUUAUCAUCUGGAAUGUUGCAGAACAGAAAGUGAUUGCAAGGCUUGACAAUACAAAAGGGAUACCUGCCUCCCUCAGCUGGUGCUGGAACUCUGGUGAUGCUGUUGCAUUUGUUUCCCAUAGAGGGCCCUUGUAUAUCUGGACAAUAUCUGGCCCAGACUGCGGGGUGGCUGUCCACAAAGAGGCACACAGCUUUCUGUCAGACAUUUGUUUGUUCCGGUGGCAUCCAAGAAAGAAAGGGAAGGUAGUAUUUGGACACACAGAUGGAAGCCUCUCAAUUUUUCAGCCUGGUUCAAAAAGCCAGAAGCACGUGCUAAGACCUGAAUCACUUGAAGGCACAGAUGAAGAAGAUCCAGUGACUGCCUUAGAAUGGGACCCCCUUUCUACAGAUUACCUUCUUGUUGCAAAUCUCCAUAAUGGAAUCCGAUUAGUAGACUCUGAAUCACUGUCCUGUAUCACAACGUUCAGUUUUCCCAGCGCUGCAGCUUCAGUGCAGUGUUUGGCAUGGGUACCUAGUGCUCCAGGGAUGUUUAUAACAGGAGAUUCUCAAGUUGGUGUUCUGCGUGUAUGGAAUGUAUCAAGAACAACGCCCAUAGAUAAUUUUAAACUGAAAAAGACAGGCUUCCAUGCUUUACAUGUAUUGAACUCUCCUCCUAAAAAGAAAUGUUUCUCAGGACACUCUCCUAACAGGAAUCAUCAUAUGUCUUCUACAAGUGAAGCAGUUCCACCCCCAACACUAACCCAAAAUCAAGCUUUUUCUCUUCCUCCUGGACAUGCAGUCUGUUGUUUCAUGGAUGGUGGUGUUGGACUUUAUGACAUGGGGGCAAAGAAAUGGGACUUUCUUCGAGAUCUGGGACAUGUGGAAACAAUCUUUGACUGUAAAUUCAAACCAGAUGACCCAAACCUUCUAGCUACAGCUUCAUUUGAUGGGACAAUCAAAGUUUGGGAUAUCAAUACUCUAACAGCCGUAUAUACCUCUCCUGGCAAUGAAGGAGUUAUCUAUUCUCUUUCCUGGGCUCCAGGUGACCUGAACUGCAUUGCUGGGGCAACAUCCAGAAAUGGUGGUUUUAUAUGGGAUGUGAAAAAAGGAAAAAUGAUAACAAGGUUUAAUGAGCAUGGGAAGAAUGGGAUUUUCUGCAUUGCUUGGAGUCAUAAAGAUUCAAAAAGGAUAGCAACUUGCAGUGGAGAUGGCUUCUGUAUUAUUCGAACAAUUGAUGGCAAAGUUCUACACAGGUAUAAACAUCCAGCAGCUGUUUUUGGUUGCGACUGGAGUCAAAACAACAAAGACAUGAUUGCAACUGGCUGUGAAGACAAAAAUGUUCGUGUUUACUACUUAGCAACCAGUUCAGAUCAGCCAUUGAAGGUGUUUACUGGGCACACUGCCAAAGUGUUUCACGUCAGGUGGUCUCCAUUGAGGGAAGGCAUUCUCUGCAGUGGCUCUGAUGAUGGCACUGUGAGGAUUUGGGACUAUACCCAGGAUGCUUGCAUUAAUGUUUUGAGUGGGCAUACAGCUCCAGUACGAGGACUGAUGUGGAACACAGAGAUCCCCUACCUAUUGAUAUCUGGAAGUUGGGACUACACAAUCAGGGUGUGGGACACGCGGGAUGGCACAUGUCUGGAUACUGUAUAUGAUCAUGGCGCUGAUGUAUAUGGUUUAACUUGCCAUCCCAGUCGUCCUUUCACUAUGGCAUCUUGUUCUCGAGAUUCUACUGUUAGGUUGUGGUCCUUAACACCUCUAAUUGCACCUCUACAAAUUGAUAUUCUUGCUGAUAGGCCAUGGGAAGGAAUUGUUGGUAAUACAGAUCGUGCCAUGGCACCUGGGGCUCCACCUCUGCUCUGUGGGAAAGUAUCACGAGAUAUUAAGCAAGAAGUGGAUAAACUUACCAGUAAUGUUCGAGCAAAGAAACUAAGAUGGUUUUCAGAAUGUCUUUCACCUCCAGGGGGCAGCAAAAAUCUUUGGGACUUAGUUGCUGUACUGCAAGGCCAAGAUGACAGCCUUCUUCCACAGAACUAUUGUAAAGGAAUCAUGCACAUGAAGCAUUUAGUUCGAUUUAAAACUUCAGAAGCGCAAGAGCUAACAACUGUGAAAAUGUCCAAAUUUGGAGGUGGGAUCGGUGCACCGAGCAAGGAGGAGAGACUUAAAGAAGCAGCUGAGAUCCACUUAAGGAUUGGUCAAAUCCAACGAUACUGUGAAUUAUUGGUAGAACUUGGGGAGUGGGAUAAAGCAUUGUCAGUUGCACCUGGUGUAUCUUUGAAAUACUGGAAAAAGCUAAUGCAAAGGCGAGCUGAUCAGUUAAUCCAAGAAGGAAAUGAUGAUGUUAUUCCAUACUGCAUAGCUACUGGAGAUGUAAAGAAGCUUGUCGAUUUUUUCACUGCAAGAGGGCAACUUAAAGAAGCUUUACUUGUUGCGCAGGCUGCUUGCGAAGGAAAUAUUCAGACUGUGGACAGUUCAUCUUUAAACGGAGCUUCAAAUGUUGAUGGAAGUACUAUGGAAGAUUACAGUCAGCUACUACACAAGGUCAGUAAUGAGCUGGCAGACUGGUAUUUCCAGGAUGGACGGGCUGUACUUGCUGCAUGCUGCCAUUUAGCUGUGGAUAAUACUGAGCUUGCCAUGGCGAAUCUUAUCCGGGGAAAUGAGUUGGAGCUGGCAGUCUGUGUGGGCACUGUUCUAGGAGAAAAUGCAGAACAAGCAACUCAUUAUGCACUAGAACUAUUGGCAAGAAAGUGCAUGACGGUAACAACAUGCUUUCCAUCUCCUGGAUACAGGGACUUGGCAGCAGACCUGCUUCGUAUGAUCCCCAAUAAUGAGCUACUGCUGGCCAAGCUGUGUGCUUUCUAUCCUGGUAGUACUGCAGAAAUUAAUGACUUACAUGAGAAGUGUAAUUUGCCAAGUUUAGAAGAAUGUUCCCAGAUGGCUGCAUCAGCUAUUAAUGACAGCGACAUCUUCCAGGCUGUGAAAUAUUACUUGUUAAGUCCAGAGCCUGAAAAGGCCCUUUUCACUGGCAUUCCCUACAUUAAAGAACAAAUUUGUAGUGGUAACUGGACUCUGGACUCAGUUUGUCCCAUUCUUGACCUACUCAGUCACAUGCGAACAGAAAGACUGGUACUACAUAAGUUUAGUGAGAUGCGCAAUGAAUUACUUAUACUGUGUGGUUAUACUGGUGCACUACUAGCUAUCAGAAGACAAUAUGCAACUAUCGUGCCUGCACUUUAUGAAUACACAAGCCAGUUACUGAAGCGUCGUGAGGUUUCUGUUCCACUGCAGAUUGAGCAGCUUUCAGCAGAGUUAGAUGCCUGGAGAGGCUGCACACAAACAACCAACAAGCUGCUAGAAGAAGUGCCAUGUACUCCACCUACAGAAUCUCAGAGAAACGUUUAUGAGACCUUGAUGAGUCGGAUCAAAGAAGAGCCUCUUAAAGGAAUGAUUGGACCUGAUUAUGUAACAGGAUCCAACCUACCAAGUCAUUCAGAUGUUCACAUAUCCUGUCUUACAGGAUUAAGAAUACAGGGUCCAGUGUUCUUCCUUGAAGAUGGAAAAUCAGUAAUCUCAUUAAAUGAUGCUUUGAUGUGGGCAAAAGUGAAUCCAUUUUCACCUUUAGGAACAGGAAUUCGUCUUAAUCCUUUCUGAUGAAUGUCUUUGAGAUGCAGAGAUCUUCAUGUAGUCCAUUCCGCAGCAGACAUUUGUCCUGGAUGGUUAAGAAAAUUAAAGCAUUUUGUGACCUGUAAUCAGCAUGUGAGCAAAGGGACUUAGUGUAAGGGUAAUGUUUCCCAUUCAGUCUUGAAAGGGAAAACAAACCUCUGCUUAAUGAUCUCAAGAAAGUAAAAUGAUAUGAAUCCAGCAUGAGAGAACUGAGCACUUUGAUUUGCAGAUGAAUCAUGCAGAUAAAUAUGCACAUUCGACAGGGUAAAUUUAGCCAUGGCAUUAUUGUGCAUGUAUCAUCCAUUGUUCAAUAUGCUUACAUUGUUACUGGAUGACAAUGUAGGGAGUAUGGUUACAUAAUGUUUUCAAAUAAAUAAAACUCUGGUGAAUGAAGGGUUUAGUAAACCCAAGACAAAAACCAGCAACAACAGACAGAAUGUCAAGUAUUAAGUAUGUUAGCUCUGUAAAGAUAAGGUGGGAAAGGGGAAAUCUCAGAAUACUUAAGUAAUAUAUAAGAAGAUGUGCACCCACAACUGUUGUACAUAGCUAGGGAGAUUUACAAUGUGUAAAUUAAGCUACUUUAUAUUGCAAAAUAUAAUGGCAGUUGCCUUUAUCCCAGUUAUAUUACAGAAUGAGGUCCAAAGGAAAGGGAAGGCAAGAUUACUGAACCUUUCACUUCAGAAGUGCUGUAUCAUUAAUCACUUUAAGUAUAUGUAUUUUAUCAUAGUGACUGCUUUGAGUGUAACAAUCUUCUUUUUGCUUAGCUCUCUUAAUUUGUAGGAAUUGUGCCUUACUGUAAAGAAAUACAGAUAGAUCCCUUCAUUAUUUAUUAUAGUUAUUUUGGCAUUUGUAUGAAUAAAAAAAGGUUCAGAAUGUGGUUUUAGAGAUAAUAAUUUUAUUUUAAUUAUUUAGAUUGGCAUUUUUAAUGAUUUAAUAAAGAAGCAGUUUCCACACAUUGUAAAGAAAUGGCUUAGAGGAGCAGAUUACUGUAAAGUGAAGUACUUCAACGUACACACACACACACACACACACACACACACACACACACACACACACACACACGCACAUAUAUAUAUAUAUAUAUAUAUAUCUAUAUAUAUAUAUAUAUAUAUAUAUAUAUAUAUAAUAUGAUGCAGCAUGUUACUAAGAAACCAAAUCAGAAGAAACUCGUAUUAUCAAGAAAAAAACAAAUUCAAAAGAACCAACAGAAUUAUGAUGAAAACCAAAUCAGAAAGAGCUCAUUACUGAAACUGAGUUUUAACAUUGAAUAUGAUCCAUGCUCAUUAUCCAGUUGUUAGAAAUGAAAUGCAAAAUAACAUGUACAUUCUAUCAGUAGCCACAAAUAUGUGAUGCAGUAUAAAGUAAAUCUAAGUAUCUGUGUUGCAUCAAAGAAAUGUUACAUUACCAUACUGUAAAACAAAUGAGAAUAAUAAAAAUAACAAUGAAUUCUUAAA
Protopterus annectens (West African lungfish) is the source of this 5741-nucleotide messenger RNA. RefSeq names its product WD repeat domain 17 (gene WDR17). The transcript has 30 exons. The record is from RefSeq and is a predicted model, not a curated record. Bases 343 to 4275 code for a protein of 1310 amino acids. NCBI's taxonomy places the organism in Eukaryota, Metazoa, Chordata, Ceratodontiformes, Protopteridae. Gene Ontology annotation, molecular function: protein binding.